AUGGCAUCACAAUCCUACGACUAUGGCGACAGCCGAAUGUUCCGCGUCUUCAACAAUGACCACAGCUCCCAUCCCGAUUUCGCAAACCUCACCCUCCUCGUCUUCGAGGCCGUCAUGGAGGUUGUCUGCGUCAGCGCCCCUGGUUACAUUGUCGCGCGCAUGGGCAUGUUCGACGCCGAGAGUCAGAAGUUCCUCGCCAACCUGAACACGCAGCUGUUUACGCCCUGCCUUAGUUUUUGGAACUCAAACUCGCUACCAAUCUCCCUCGUCAUAUCGCUCUCGCAAACCCUCAAGGGACUGCAUUGGGACAAGAUCCCCGGUGACAACGACAACGAAGUCGGUGCGCGCGGUAUCCUCUACCUGCUCAUUUUCCAGCAGCUUGGCCAGCUCGUGCGAUGGACAUGGGGUUUCAACGUGCUGCUCGCACCCGCCAGCGCCUACAAGGACGAUGAUGCAGGCAAACAUAAUGCCAUCGAGAGCGGAGAGUACAGCGACGACGAGGCACAACAUCUCCUCGACGACUCUCAUUCCGACUACGAAUCUGGCAACGUCACCAGCUACGCCACUUCGGCAGAGUCCAGCGACGACGAUUCCGACUCCUUGUUCAACCGCGCAGACGCCCAAGCUACGACCGACUUCAUCACGCCCACCAACGGCAAUGCUAUAAUCAGAGGAGCUGGUGACAUGAGCGGAAACAGCAACGGUGCUGCCAACGGACAUCUCAGUAGCAUUCUUGAGGCUCACAACAAGGGAAAGGCACCCAAGGGCCUCAAAGGGAUGCCCGCACGCGCUAGAAUGGCUGUCCAACGCUCUGCGAGUACCGUCUCCUUGACCACUUCCCGUGCCAGCAGCCGAGUCUUUGCAAGCUUGCCCAAAUGGCUGCAGGGGCCGCUUUACAAGACCGGAACGCUUCUAUCGCGAUUUUUCAAGGGCGUCUGGGAUUUCAUGAACCCCCCUCUAUGGGCUAUGUUGAUCGCUAUCCUCAUUGCUUCGAUCCCACCUCUACAGCACCUCUUCUUUGACCCAGGCACGUUUGUAAGCAACUCGGUCACCCGCGCGAUCAAUCAAAGUGGACAGGUUGCCGUCCCGCUCAUCCUGGUCGUCUUGGGCGCCAAUCUUGCCCGCAACACUCUACCAAAAGAAGACCAACACUCGAUGGAAGAUGAAGGCGUAGAGAAGAAGCUAGUCAUUGCCUCGCUUGUUAGUCGCAUGCUCAUUCCUACGCUUCUCAUGGCGCCUAUGCUGGCUUUGACUGCCAAAUACGUCCCCGUGAGCAUUCUCGACGAUCCCAUUUUCAUCAUCGUCUGCUUUCUGCUCAGCGGUGCACCCAGUGCGCUCCAGUUGGCACAGAUUUGUCAGAUCAACAAUGUGUACAUGGGAGCCAUGUCAAGGAUUUUGUUCCAGAGCUAUGUUGUCUGGAUUCUGCCUUCGACUCUGCUGUUGGUCAUGCUGGCGUUGGAGACAGUCGAGUGGGCCCGAUAGAAGCUGCUUUGGGAGAAAAGAAGUAGACGCCAGGCUGCGUCUCUCGUGUUGAAACAGGGUAGAGUUAUCCUGGCUGUGUAUUUGGGUCAAAAGCGAGGCGUUCCGGCAUUGGUUAUUGGUUUACUUGUUGUAAUUGGGUUGUGGGCAUUGCGUAUUGGGGCGUAGUGUGACCUUAUCGAAACCAGCUUGUAGACAUACCGUACCAGGCUUGAGUUUUGGAAAUUUGCCAUGUACGAAUAGAUUACGCGGACGCACGUUUGCCACGUUUGCGCCCA
Messenger RNA from Pyrenophora tritici-repentis Pt-1C-BFP, 1757 nucleotides. NCBI's taxonomy places the organism in Eukaryota, Fungi, Ascomycota, Dothideomycetes, Pleosporales, Pleosporaceae. The record is from RefSeq and is a predicted model, not a curated record.